AUGGAGUUCAAGUACGCCAGCUGGAUAGCGCUCAGCGCGGCUGUGUCGAUCAAUCUGUUCGGAAUGUUCUGGGUCACGACGAUGGUUAUCGGUUUGGUGCUGUUCUUGCUCGGGUUUCUAACCAUACUGUACUUACAACAUAGCGAUCUGGACAAAUUUCUAGACAGUGGGCUGCUGGAGAAUCCGCUCGAUGAACCGAAAUCGUUAGGACUCAGCAUCGUUUGUGACCCUAAGCCCGGUAAUUUGCUGCUCAUUUCGCCCAACAUCAAAGUGCAAACCGAAUCUAACCGAAAUGCGAAAGCGCCGCACCCGUCCGGUGCGGGCGACUCGUCCGUGGCCGGUGGCCACGGUACCCGCCGGCGCAACUUUCUCGAUGCUGGAAUCGAGCUGCUGUUCAAGAAGCGCGAACCACGUUCCAGCGCCGGUGAACCGCCGGCGAAGUCAAACACAAUCACGGACCACCUUAUGCACCGUGGCCAUUUGCACUUCCACCAACGGGACCAUCAUACCAUUUUAGAUAACAGCCCCGAGGGAGGAUCGCUUCAUUCGACGACGGUGCCGCCCCCCACAUCGCAUCGGCAACCAUCGCCCGGAGAGGAACGUAGCCGCUGGAGACCGUUCGAGAGCAUUAAGAUACACACGGACAAGCGGGCGACAAGCGGCCAGACAGACCACGAGCUGGACAAGCAUCGGAGAAAAGAUGUAGGCAAUGUUUCCAUCGGCGAAGAAGUGUCCGUUGCGUCGACUCCACUGUCCUCGUUUAAAUCUUAUCUUACGCAUCCGGAGAUUCUGCUACACCACCACCGUCACGAUACACCGCCCGGCUCGCCGAAGAAGAAAAAGAUCCUGAGCGGUAACAAACCGGUCGACAAGCUGAUACACACGAUCCUCGAUUAUGUGGUGCGCGAUUUCAUCGACUCCUGGUACACGAUCGUGUCGGACAAUCGGGAAUUUUCCGAGUGCAACAUUCGCACCAGCAUCGAGUCGCUCAUUCUGCAAAUCUGUCAACGCGUCCGGUCGGUCGACCUGCUUCCACUGAUGACGACCCGCCUGAUCGAUGAUCUAGCGAAGCAUACACGCUUCUAUCGACUUGCCACGCAGGAGGUAGCUAACAGUGCCAAUAGCAAAAAGUCCUCAGGUACGGAUCAGAAGCGCAUCAAGAUCCACGAGAAAUUGUCUCCGCAGCGGCGCAGCCUCAAGGUGGAAGGUCACCGGCGCAACAAGAGCGAGACGGAUCUUACCUGGCAGCUGGGUAAUGCGGCAGUGCAGAAGAAUGUGGCCAACUCACGGUUUUACAACCUGCCGGUCGAUGAGCAAUCGCUAAUCGAUCCGGACACGAUGUUGCUAAACGCUUUCUUUGGCUUUUGUGAGGACUAUCGCAGCGAGUGUAUGGACGUGGAAGCGCUGGAUGACUACUUCAAGCACGUGUCCGAAACGGUGCUUUACUUCGUGCUUCCGGAGGAGGACUUUAACUGUCUGACGUUGCGUACGCUGCUGUGCAACCUGCUCGCCAACAGCCUGCUGAAACCGAUGUUUCACACGCUGGCGGAUCCGGACUUUAUUAACCUGCAGAUCGCGAAACAGUUCACCAAGGAUCCACCGGCGGGUGAGUUUUUGCUGAAGAUGAUCCGCCAGUCGACCGAUCUGUCGGAGCUGCGUGCCUGCCGGCAGCUGAUUACCAAAGAGAUGGACGCAAAGUACAAGGAUAGUAACUGUAGUGCCGAGCUGGCUAGUCUCAAGUACACGCAGAAGCUGAUCGAUCUGAGAAUAAGCCAUUUGCAGAACAACAAGAACGACUUUGGCAAAACGGAACGAGAUAAAGCUUCAACGAAUUUACCACAGCUCAGCCUCGAUGAUAUCUUGCGGAAGGAGCUGGCCGUGUUCUACUAUCUGGACUAUCUUAGUGUAUUAAAUCUGCAAAAGUAUGUGAUAUUUUAUCUCACCGCUCAAGAAUGGAAGCUUAGUACCAGUCAAUGUUACUCCGAGAUGCAGGUGAACAAGUCAAAGUUAAGCCGAGAAGAACUACUGCGAAGCAUCCGGGAAAAGGCGAGCAAUCUGUAUCAGGAGUAUCUGCAACCCUCCUCACCCAACUACCUUAACAUCGAUCCGGGACUGAUAGAGGCUCUCAAUUUCCGGUUGAACGAUCCGUCCAUCCAGCCGGAAAACACGUGGUUCGAUUCGAUCUGCAAAUACAUCUACGAGAAGCAGAAAAACGAAGAAGUGUUCCUUAACAACUUCUACCAAAGUGUGGCCUACAAGCAGUUGCUGCGUGAGUUAGACUUUCACAACGCGCACGAUCAGGAUAUGCCUUCGCUCGAACACCUAACCGUGUUCGGAGGGCUCAUGCACAGUGAUAGUGCAAGCGACACCAACAGCGGUGACAUUCGUUUCGAUGAAACAGACGACGAUGAGGAUGGGACGAGCACCGUACCGACCGCACCAACAUCUUCCACUGCAUUUCCACCACCCAUUACGGUGGACAUCAAAGAGGAGCACGAUGUGAGGGCCAGCGCUGUGGUGAAGAAACCAUCCCCGUCGAGCCUUUUCCCCACGACCGUGAACACGAUCAAGCACGCCCGAUCGCACAGUGACUGUACCGGGAUGUUUGCAGCCAUCAACGAUCUCAACAUCGAGCAGCUACGGCAAUCGUCCGACUGUUCCAGCAACGAUUCGGGCAAUGAAGCGCCCACCGCGAUGCCCACGAGUCGCCGAAUCCCGGCACCGCAGCUGUCUGAUGUUGUACAUCGUUAUGCGGACGAAUCAAGUCAUCAGGGUCAACACCAUCAAACCCAACAUCAUCACCAUCACCACCACCAUCACCAUCAGUAUAAGCAUAAACUGUCCGCACGGAUCAUUAACACGGCUAUUCACUGCGAGGGGCAUUACGCGGUGUACGCCAUUCAGGUGCACGUGAUCGAGGAUAAUCACCACAAGAGCUGGCACAUCUAUCGACGCUAUUCGAAGUUUCUCGAGCUGAAGAAGCUGCUGGUGAAACGUUUCCCAACACUCGAUCGCGUACCGUUUCCAGCGAAGAAAACGUUCCAAAACACACAGCGGGCCGUGCUGGAGCAUCGGAUGGAAAUAUUGAACCGUUUUCUGGCGGAGAUCUGCGCGAAAGCGGAACUUUCCGAAGAGAUGAUGGCGAUCAUACGGAACUUCUUGGAACCGGACACGGACGACCGUAAGAUGCAUGGAGGACCGGUAGUAAAAACGAUCGAAAGUCUCAAGUCAGGCAUGAGUAAGAUUCGGAACAUGCCGGACACGCUUGUCGGUGGCAUUUCGAGGAUGUUCGUGGGCAAAAGUUCGCUGAAAGAGCGCAGCUUCUACGACAUACAGGACAUUCCGACGCUCGAGCUGAAACAGUCCGAGUAUCCGGCACUGGCAUCGGCACUGAAUCUGCUCGACGAGGUGUUCGAUCUGCAGAACAAAUCGCAAUGGUUGCGCCGUGGGCUUAUCAACCGACUGUUAGGUGCGCCUUGGGUUAGCCAUGCGACCAACAAGCGCAUUAUACAGACGGCGAGUAGCCUGCUGGCCGCGGAUAAGCUGGAAUCGGUCCUGUCGUCGAUACUCAAUAACGUGUGGCCGGAAGGGGAUCGUUUCAAUCCAACUACUCCCCUGCGUGAGGAUAGUACACGUUUGCGUACAAAACUGGCGGCCAAAAUUUCCCUCUUCGCAUUGCUGUCCGACGAUCUGAAGCACGUGGUCGGUUCGGUGACGUGCAACAGUGGUCUGUUGAAUUUCUUCCAAAUGCUCCAAAACAAGAAGCUAAACACUCGGCUACUGCUGAUCCUGUUCAACCGAUUGUUGGUGGUGAUCUUACAGACGGAGAACGUUACCAAACACGCUCUCCUGUCGUCUGAAGCUAGUGGAGCCGGCAAUGGUGCUGGAACGAACGGCACCGACGAUACGACAACGAUACGCAUCGGAGCACCGGGAAUGGUGGCCGGAUCGCGAAAAGCGUCCCGAUUUUCGUGA
Messenger RNA from Anopheles marshallii, 3975 nucleotides. RefSeq names its product sorting nexin-13-like. Lineage: Eukaryota; Metazoa; Arthropoda; Insecta; Diptera; Culicidae. The coding region runs from base 1 to 3975 and encodes 1324 amino acids. Gene Ontology annotation, cellular component: early endosome. Gene Ontology annotation, molecular function: phosphatidylinositol binding. The transcript is spliced from 9 exons. The record is from RefSeq and is a predicted model, not a curated record.